Neodiprion virginianus is the source of this 4044-nucleotide messenger RNA. Its product is annotated as S1 RNA-binding domain-containing protein 1. Gene Ontology annotation, biological process: nucleobase-containing compound metabolic process; translation. The transcript has 2 exons. NCBI's taxonomy places the organism in Eukaryota, Metazoa, Arthropoda, Insecta, Hymenoptera, Diprionidae. Gene Ontology annotation, molecular function: mRNA binding; structural constituent of ribosome. The record is from RefSeq and is a predicted model, not a curated record. Bases 109 to 3297 code for a protein of 1062 amino acids.
GUUAUCUGUAAGUUAUAUUCACACCUCAGUCUCCAAUGAUGUUUAAUCUGUUUAUUUUUUGUUAAUUUUCAUUACAAUCAACAAGUUUAGGGUAAAAUAUGUGAGAAAAUGAGUAGAAAUUUGCGCCCAAAAACAUCCACUGUCAUUGUUAUCGAUGACGAAAUAGAUUCAGACGAUGAUCUUGACGUUACCUUUGAAAGAAGAAAAGAUGAUUCCGAUUGUGAAGUUGAAUACGUAUCUCCUAAGGCGUCCGGAGCAUCCAGAGACAUAAGAAAGCUUCUCGUGAUUGAUCUGGAUAAACCUGCUCGUAGGGCCGUUAGUAGAGACAGAAAUGUAGCACCAAGUGAUAGCACAAAUAGAACUGAGGCAAGAGCAAGGUUAGAAAGGAUAAAGGAAAAGAGUGAAGUAACAAUCGAUGCUGAGUACAACGAUGACAUGAAAGGGGAAAGACAGGUUAGAUCUGUCAGAGGUAGAGCAAGUAAAGAAUCAAGUAAAAUACUCGGUGAGAAAAAAGAUCGAAUUGAAGCAUCUUCGUCUAGAACAAAGUGUAUUACCAGUGAGACAUUGGAUGACGUAUUCGAAAUAGAAACGGAGACUAGACGCAAACGGAAUGAAGCUAAAUCCAAAGAUUCAGAUUUCGAAGUUGAGUAUAUGCCUGGUAGGGCAGCGAAAGGAUCGAAACAUUGCGGUAAAACAUCUGUAAUUGAUACAGAUGCAUUAAGUGGUAAAGCAACCAGUAAGGACAAAAGUACAGAAGGAAAGAGCAUCGCUGGGAAUCUGGAUUUGAGGAAAAAAUUAUUAAACAACAAGACUGGUGCAGGACACGAGCAAACCAAUGAGGAUAUGUACAAUAAUGGAGUUCAGAAGAAUGUUGAACCUGAGGCGAGUAUUUCUGCUGAAAACAGAAAAAGAAAAGGUUCCGAUGUUUCAACUGCUGCAAAAAAGGCAAAAAAAGUUGAAAGAGCUAGCUCGAAAAAACUAUCGGCUGUCAACAAGAAGGAUGAAUUUCUUUCCACAGACGAAUCAGAGAGUAAAGGUCCUGGUCAAACUGACAAUUUUGGUGAAAAUGUACACACCGAAUGGUCCGAGCCUGAUUAUCUUAGUGAGUUUAAUCAAAUCGACAAACAAAUUGCUCAAAAUCUGAUAUCUCUUUUCAAGGACGAUAACACAAUACCGUUCAUAGCGAGGUACAGAAAGGAAAUGACCGGUGGAAUGGAACCGGAACAAUUGAGAAGCAUAAAGAACUCGUACGAUAGUUUGAAAUCAAUUAAAAAACGAGGAUUGCUUAUUCUGAAAACUAUUGAUAAACUUGGAAAAUGGAAUCCAGAGAUUCACUCUGCUGUUACAGCUGCUAAAUCGUUGGCGGAACUUGAGACUAUCUAUGCACCUUACAAACCUGGGGCGAAACGUUCUUUGGCUGAACGAGCCAAGGAGCUGGGCUUGGCUCCGAUAAGCGAGGCUGUUCUGCUGGGCAAAGUGGUGCCUAGUUUGUCUUCGUUGAUAGACACGGACAGAAAUGGUUUGAUAAAUGUGAACGAGGUGAGACAGGGCAUUAUGCAUAUCAUCGCAGAGGUGAUAAGUAAGGACAAAACAACCUUUGAGGGAAUUCGCGAGCUGCGAAAGAAAGUGGUUAUUAACAUACAGUCGACAAAGUCAAAAUCUGCUGGUACAUUGAAAGUGGCUAAUGACGUAAAACAGAAGAAAGAGGAUCAUCACAAAUACGAAAAGUACUUUCACUUCGUAGCGUCGGAAAGGAGCAUCAGAGAUUAUCAAAUAUUAGCAAUAAACAGGGGUGAAUCACAGAAAAUUUUAAGUGUCAAGAUAAUCAUUCCAGAUUGGUUCAAGGACAGAUUGAGAGAGCGCUGUUUGAGGAAGUAUAACUCUAUCGGAAAAGUUUCAAGUUUUCAUCAUGAUAUACUCAAUGAGAGUUUCGACGAUGCUUACAAUAGGCUCAUCAAAAAGUUUGUGACUCGUCAAGUGAGGCAUGAGCUGAAUGAGAAAGCAGAGAGCGCUUCCGUCAACGUUUUUGCCAAUAACUUGAAGAAACUACUUCUCACUCCACCUCUCAGAGGAAAAACGGUUCUCGGUAUCGAUCCAGGUUUUACUCACGGCUGUAAAUUGGCCAUGGUAUCGCAGUGCGGAGACGUGUUGGAAACGGCAACCAUAUAUCCGCAUACCAGGUCUCAGAAACACUCGGUCCAGGUCCUUGUUGAUCUUGUUAAGAAUUACCACUGCACGGUGAUAGCUGUUGGUAGUGAGACUGGUUGCAGAGAAACUGAAAAAUUUUUAACCGAUCUCAUUCAGGCUGGAGUGUUUCAUCCUAUCGAUGUUUCGUACACAAUUGUCAACGAGUGUGGUGCCUCAAUAUAUAGCUGUAGCACCGAGGCUAAGUCGGAGUUUCCAAACCUAGAUCCGAAUAUCAUCUCGGCUGUCUCCAUAGCCCGACGAUUACAGGAUCCGCUCGCUGAACUUGUUAAGGUAGAUCCAAAAAAUCUGGGCGUUGGAAUGUACCAGCACGAUUUACCAGAAAAACAGCUGCAGCUCACGUUGGGCGAGGUGAUAACGGAGACGGUGAGUUUUGUGGGUGUUGACGUAAACACAGCGUCGCAUUGUCUCCUGAGAAGAGUGGCUGGACUGAACGCCGCAAAGGCAACGAACAUAAUAAAUCGUCGUAACACGUGUGGCCCGUAUAAAAACCGAUCAGAACUACUGUUAGUCUCUGGUAUCGGGAAAAAAUCCUACGAGCAAUGCGCCGGUUUUAUAAGAAUUUUACCUGAAACUGCACUGCUGGACGCGUCGUCGAGAAAAGAUUCCUUGGUGUAUUUGGAACAGACUUGGAUUCACCCGGAAUCUUACGAUGUAGCCAAACAGUUCCUGAAGGGUUGUGGGUGCCUCUUGACGGACCUGGGAUCGGAUGAAUUCGUUCAAAAAGUCACGUCGUACGCAAACUGUGACCGGAAAACUUUGGCAAAACAAUUGGACACCAACGAAACAACGCUUGAUAUCAUUAUAAACGGAUUAUCGAUGAAGAAAGGGGAAGACAUCAGAAUCAGAGAAGAAGCACCGUUAUUCAUGAAUAAUUUUCGAUGCAUCGACGAUUUAUGCGUUAACACAAGGGUGAGAGGUACCGUUCGAAACGUAACUAGUUUUGGGACAUUCAUAGACAUAGGUGUAGGCACAAACGGCCUUCUGCCAAUUGGAAAGCUGAAAGGUCAAGUUCUUAGUCUGGGGGAAAGAGUCGACGUAUUAGUACUAUCCAUAAAUAAAGAUCGCGGUAGAAUAAGCUUGACGCUUUGAUAGAUUCAAGACUGGAGGGAGAAUUCCUCAAUCGAUUUUUUUUAAACUAUUGCAAAUAAGUGUCGCAGUGGCAUGAAAUUUAUCACCUUAGGUUCGACUACUCGUUUUUACAUGAUUACGUACAUACUGACAUACCGUUUGGCAAAGCUGCGAGAGAUCGCUCGAUCUCCUGUUAUCGUUUACAAUUUUUCAUCGGAUACUGUCUACUAUUACCUUCUUGUGUUACGUGUUAAGCAGAGGGAUACGCUCCCGUACCGACGUAUAAUUUACGGCUAAUUGGACGUAGUUGUUACGCUCCAGGCAAGAGACAGUCAAGCAUACAUCGGAUGCGAAUAACUCGUCUUUCAUACAUAUAGACGUAUUUGUUUUUAUCGUAUAACGGGCUGACAUCGCAUAACAGUUUCUCUCUCAUUACAUCUAUAGGUAUAUACCUGGUAUGCAGAAAUACCCGACCGGUGAUAUUCAAUCACAUUUUUAUUUUAUCUUCAUCCACUACCCCUUCUCGCAUCAUUUUUCGCGUGCACUACGGUUUUAACUCGAGUAAUUUUCAUACAUUUUAACAUCGCACCUCAGAGAUAAUAACUAUAACGAAUUUCAAUACGAGGGAAGAAAAUACGAUCAACUCAUACAUAUUUCGAUUAAGAAGGACGCGUGAAAUGUUAUUAUUACUUGUACAUUUUUUUUUUAUUUCUUACGUUAUUACACACAUAUAGCCUUACGUUCAUGUAAAUAAAGAAUAUUUUGUUA